This is a messenger RNA of Neogale vison (American mink), 4229 nucleotides long. It is a transcript of the gene SP1, whose product is annotated as Sp1 transcription factor. Gene Ontology annotation, biological process: regulation of transcription by RNA polymerase II. The record is from RefSeq and is a predicted model, not a curated record. Gene Ontology annotation, molecular function: RNA polymerase II cis-regulatory region sequence-specific DNA binding; DNA-binding transcription factor activity, RNA polymerase II-specific. The coding region runs from base 96 to 2456 and encodes 786 amino acids. Lineage: Eukaryota; Metazoa; Chordata; Mammalia; Carnivora; Mustelidae. The transcript has 6 exons.
CCGGGUUCGCUUGCCUCGUCAGCGUCCGCGUUUUUCCCGGCCCCCCCCAACCCCCCCGGACAGGACCCCCUUGAGCUCGUCCCUCAGCUGCCACCAUGAGCGACCAAGAUCACUCCAUGGAUGAAAUGACAGCUGUGGUGAAGAUUGAAAAAGGAGUUGGUGGCAAUAAUGGGGGCAGUGGUAAUGGUGGUGGUGCCUUUUCUCAGGCUCGAAGCAGCAGCACAGGCAGUAGCAGCAGUGGAGGAGGAGGAGGGCAGGAAUCCCAGCCAUCCCCUCUGGCUCUGCUGGCAGCAACUUGCAGCAGAAUUGAGUCACCCAAUGAAAACAGCAACAACUCCCAGGGCCCAAGCCAGUCAGGGGGCACAGGUGAGCUUGACCUCACAGCCACACAACUCUCACAGGGUGCCAAUGGCUGGCAGAUCAUCUCUUCCUCCUCUGGGGCUACCCCUACCUCAAAGGAACAGAGUGGCAGCAGUACCAAUGGCAGCAAUGGCAGUGAGUCUUCCAAGAAUCGCACAGUCUCUGGUGGGCAGUAUGUUGUGGCUGCCACUUCCAACUUACAGAACCAGCAGGUCCUGACAGGAUUACCUGGAGUGAUGCCUAAUAUUCAGUAUCAAGUAAUCCCACAGUUCCAAACCGUUGAUGGGCAACAGCUGCAGUUCGCAGCCACUGGGGCCCAAGUGCAGCAGGAUGGUUCUGGUCAGAUACAGAUCAUACCAGGUGCAAACCAACAGAUCAUCACAAAUCGUGGAAGUGGAGGCAACAUCAUUGCUGCUAUGCCAAACCUACUCCAGCAGGCUGUCCCCCUCCAAGGCCUGGCUAAUAACGUACUCUCAGGACAGACUCAGUAUGUGACUAACGUACCAGUGGCCCUGAAUGGGAAUAUCACCUUGCUACCUGUCAACAGCGUUUCUGCAGCUACCUUGACUCCUAGCUCUCAGGCAGUCACUAUCAGCAGUUCUGGGUCCCAGGAGGGUGGCUCACAGCCUGCCACCUCAGGGACUGCCAUCAGUUCUGCCAGUUUGGUAUCAUCACAAGCCAGUUCCAGCUCCUUUUUCACCAAUGCCAAUAGCUAUUCAACAACUACAACCACCAGCAACAUGGGAAUUAUGAACUUUACCACCAGCGGAUCAGCAGGGACCAACUCUCAAGGGCAGACACCCCAGAGGGUCAGUGGGCUACAGGGGUCUGAUGCUCUAAACAUCCAGCAGAACCAGACAUCUGGAGGCUCUCUGCAAACAAGUCAGCAAAAAGAGGGAGAGCAAAACCAGCAGACGCAGCAACAGCAACAAAUUCUUAUCCAGCCUCAGCUAGUUCAAGGGGGACAGGCUCUCCAGGCCCUUCAAGCAGCACCAUUGUCAGGGCAGACCUUUACAACCCAAGCUAUCUCCCAGGAAACCCUCCAGAAUCUCCAGCUUCAGGCUGUUCCAAACUCUGGCCCCAUCAUCAUCCGGACACCAACAGUGGGGCCCAAUGGACAGGUCAGUUGGCAGACUCUUCAGCUGCAGAAUCUCCAAGUUCAGAACCCACAGGCCCAGACAAUCACCUUGGCCCCAAUGCAGGGUGUUUCCUUGGGGCAGACCAGCAGCAGCAAUACCACCCUUACACCCAUUGCCUCAGCCGCCUCCAUCCCUACCGGCACCGUCACUGUGAAUGCUGCUCAGCUCUCCUCCAUGCCUGGCCUCCAGACCAUUAACCUCAGUGCAUUGGGUGCUUCAGGGAUCCAGGUGCACCAGCUUCCAAGCCUGCCCUUGGCUAUAGCAAAUGCCCCAGGUGAUCAUGGAGCUCAGCUUGGCCUCCAUGGGGCUGGUGGUGAUGGAAUACAUGAUGACACAGCAGGUGGAGAAGAAGGGGAAAACAGCCCAGAUCCACAGCCCCAAGCUGGUCGGAGGACCCGGCGGGAAGCAUGCACCUGCCCCUAUUGUAAAGACAGUGAAGGAAGGGGCUCUGGGGAUCCUGGCAAAAAGAAACAGCACAUUUGCCACAUCCAAGGCUGUGGCAAAGUAUAUGGCAAGACCUCACACCUACGGGCACACUUGCGCUGGCAUACAGGCGAGAGGCCAUUCAUGUGUACCUGGUCAUACUGUGGGAAACGCUUUACACGUUCGGAUGAGUUACAGAGACACAAACGUACACACACAGGUGAGAAGAAAUUUGCCUGUCCUGAGUGUCCCAAGCGCUUCAUGAGGAGUGACCACCUGUCAAAGCAUAUCAAGACCCACCAGAAUAAGAAGGGAGGCCCGGGUGUAUCCCUGAGCGUGGGCACUUUGCCCCUGGACAGUGGGGCAGGUUCAGAAGGCAGCGGCACUGCCACCCCUUCAGCCCUUAUUACCACCAAUAUGGUAGCCAUGGAGGCCAUCUGUCCAGAGGGUAUUGCCCGUCUUGCCAACAGUGGCAUCAACGUCAUGCAGGUGGCGGAUCUGCAGUCCAUUAAUAUCAGUGGCAAUGGCUUCUGAGAUGAGGCACCCAGGGCCAGAGACGUAUGGGCCAUACCCAUCAACCCUGGGAUGCAAGGUAGCAUGGGUCCAAGAGACAUGUGGGAGAGAGAGCCAUGAGGCAUUAAAAUGCAUGGUGGUGGGAAGAAUUGGGGGAGGGAUACAAGAGAAGAGAUGGGGUCUUGGCACCCACCUGUAUCAUCAGUACCUCCUUAAAGUGGGAAACAUUAGUGAAAAUUCUGUUGGUGCCACCCUUUGAUGAGCAUUUGUUUGACCCCAACCAGUUUCUUAGACUUCUUACCCAAGCCUCCCCUUCCUGCGUUUCCCUUCUCAGCUCCCCCAUGAUGGAUCCCCCCCUUUCCUAAAGCCAUCAUGCCUUGAUAAAUAUAUAUGAUCAUUGAAAUACUUUUUAACAAAAAACAGAUUCUAUAUUAUAUAUAUAUUAUAUAUAUAUAUAUAAAAGAUAUAUAGAGAUGCAUUUGCAGGGGUUGGCUGGGAGGAGGAAGGAGACCAUUCUGUGACCAAAAUACCUUGGUCAUUUUUUUAUAUUGCCUUAUUUCCCUAUGGCUGAGCCUUGUUGUGACACAUCAAGCUUUUCUAUAGAUGUUGUCUUGGCUUCCCACCAGAUUAAGCAUUCAUAUGCUCUGCUUUUAGUUUAUAUAUACAUACAUAAUGUUUUUCCUUCCUUAAUUUUGUCUUUUUAUUUGGGAUCAGCUUCUUGCACUCCUUUCUUGACUCAACCUUUCUGUCUCCCUUUCUCUCACCUGAUCACUUUAUGUUUUGGUUUUGGUAAUGAUCCCUGGAUGAGGCACUUCUGUCAGUCUUUUAAGGUCCUUGGUCCCAGCAGCGGAAUGGAGAGCCUUGAAGCCCAGGCUGAUGCUUGAGGUAGCUGUGGAGAGAGUGUUCAAAAUACUACUGACGCAGGCACCCUCUUGGCGCUGGAGAGUUCAAGGCAUCUCUCCUUAUUAGCUGCUCUGAGCAUCAAGAGUCUUUCUAUGGAGUUGUACAAGAGACCCUUUAAAGGUUAUAAUCUGGGAUCAGUUUGUAUAAACUGUCACAAAGUGGUCAAGAAACAGGUAGGGGCUUUCAGUAGGAAAAUGUUGUGCCCAGAAGUGGAAGUGACUCAUGGAGUGGUCCAGUUCAGGAGUUAGUGGAGUAUCUGGACUUUUGUACAGCUGUCUUCCAAAGUAGCUCUAAGCUUUUUAUGGGUUUUUGAGUUCACAUUCUGAAAGGAAAUGCACUUCCUCUUUUGAACAUCCCCCGUAGUUUCUUUUUCAUGUUAUUAAGGACCUUCAGCCAAUGAAUCUGUUCCGGGUUUCCAUUCUGCAAAACUCCAGAGCAUGCACAAGUGGCAAGGCAGUGGUUCUCUUGAUCUUUUCCCUUAACUCUUCCUUGGGUGGUUCCUAAGGGAAAAGGAAGCACAUGAUCAUGGGAAUGAUAGCCCAGAACAAAAAAAAAAAUCUUGUCUUACCACUGUGGUUUAUAGGAGAGAUCGGGAGACACCAUCCUGCUUUCUCCAUGGCCUGAUUCCUGAAGAGACUGAUCCAAAAAUUAUAGCGGCAGGGAACUCUUAGUGCAUUUGGCACUGAGAUUUAAAUGCAACCAGAGUUGUCCUCAAGGCCCAGCCAUUAAAACGUUGCCUCUCUUGACCUUCUGGUAUCUUGUCGGAGAGCUUUUCACUGUGAGGAAGUAUGGAAAUGGCUGUGUGUAUGUGUGUAAUCUGUUAGGUUGGGGAUAGGUUUUCUGUUAGCCUAUACUAAAAGAGACCUGCAAUAAAAAAUUGCCCUGAUCUGA